Molecule: messenger RNA, 1176 nt
Organism: Akanthomyces muscarius
Lineage: Eukaryota; Fungi; Ascomycota; Sordariomycetes; Hypocreales; Cordycipitaceae
Exons: 2
Coding region: 1-1176 (391 amino acids)
Biological process (GO): meiotic mismatch repair; nucleotide-excision repair; mitotic recombination
Cellular component (GO): nucleus; nucleotide-excision repair factor 1 complex; ERCC4-ERCC1 complex
Molecular function (GO): damaged DNA binding; single-stranded DNA binding
Source: RefSeq, a predicted model, not a curated record
AUGCCUGACGAAUACGGCGCUGACGAUGCGCUACUGGCCGCCAUGGCCGCCGCUGACCCGGCGCCGCCCGUCACACGCCCGCUCGCGCCGCCUCAACCACGACCGCAAAAGGUUCAGCAGCCCACACCGCAACGCCUUGACAAAGCACCUCCUGCAGCUUCGGGAGCAGGAGGGAAAGUAGUCCAGCCGACUCCCCAGUCGCUUCCCCAACGACAGGGCGCAUCCAAUAUUCUUGUCUCGCCGCGGCAGCGCGGCAAUCCUGUCCUGACACACAUCAAAUCCAUGCCGUGGGAGUAUAGCGAUAUCCCAGCAGACUAUGUGCUCGGCACCACGACAUGCGCGCUAUUCCUGAGUCUCAAAUACCACCGCCUUCAUCCCGAAUACGUCUAUACUCGAAUCCGAAACUUGCAAGGUAAAUACAACCUACGAGUCCUGCUCACCAUGAUCGAUAUUCCAAACCAUGAAGACCCCUUGCGCGAGCUUUCCAAAACCUCCAUGGUCAAUAAUGUGACCGUCAUCUCAUGCUGGUCAGCCGCUGAGGCUGCCCGCUACCUGGAACUCUACAAAGCUUAUGAGCACGCCAGCUUUGACGCGAUUCGCGGCAAACAAUCGUCCAGCUACGCUGAGCGACUUGUGGACUUUGUCACCGUCCCACGCAGCUUAAACAAAUCCGACGCUGUCGCCCUCGUGGCCAAUUUCGGCAGCCUGAAGAACGCCGUCAAUGCCGACGCUGAGCAGCUCGGCAUGCUCAGCGGCUGGGGUGGUGUCAAAGUCAAGCGCUGGAGUGCCGCCAUUGAGGAGCCAUUCCGGGCGAAAAAUGCAUCUAAGCGUAUUAUGCCGACUGGUGACGCUGCCGCUGCCGCCGCCCUUGCUGAACCCGGGGCAGGCGACAGAGCAUCGAGGCUGAAGGAGGCGGUGCCUCUCUCGCGCGUGCCGCUGAGAGAUAUGCCAGCUCGUCCAGCCACGGCGACAGCUCCUAACGGGGGCCAGGCACUGAAUUCAAGCAAGCAAUUCCAAUUUCGUGGCGACUCGGACGACGAGGAUGACGAGUUGGAAGCUGCCACGACCGCCACGUCAGAAUCGCAGGCAACCAGCAAACCCACGCCACCCGAGGCCAACAAGGCUGAAGAGCUAUCUGACGGAAUUGCUGCUGCAUUGGCAAAGCUUCGCAAGUGA